GAUUGUUAUCUUCGUUGGAAGCGUUGGAUGUGUUUAUGACCAGAGAUCAGAUGACAGACAUGAGAGACAAUUUGAAGAUAUGGUUUGAAGGCCAUCGAGACAUGCAUUGCGAUUAUUAUCUUCAGAAUCGGUUCUUACCAUUGGACCAGUACUACGAACUCAGGAGCAAAGAAUCGGGGUGGCUAUUGUUCACAUUGCUUGUGGAAAUUUGUGCGGAUUACUCGCCCCCAGAAUCGGUGCUCAAAUCCGUACCAAUGGAUACAUUCCGGGUGUCGACCACACGACUGGCUCUGGCAGUCGACGACUACAUAACAUUUAAGACAAAAAUGGCCGCCAAUGACGUCACCAAUGGUCUCAUGGCCUACGCCUACAUCGAGAAGUGCCGUCUUCAGACGGCAAUCGACACACAGUUUCAGCUCAUUAAGGACUUGGAGGCCGAGUGUCAGUCUCUCUCCGACACUAUAGCCACCAAAUUGGACGCCGAGUUUGAGACACCGGCGCUCGUAUUGUAUAUGAAUUCACUGAUUGGUAUGUCUUAUGGCAUGUAUGCCGGGGUUGCCAUCCUAUACGCGUACGAAGAGAGGGAUGGACUGCUUUGCUGUCCA
Molecule: messenger RNA, 605 nt
Organism: Medioppia subpectinata
Lineage: Eukaryota; Metazoa; Arthropoda; Arachnida; Sarcoptiformes; Oppiidae
Source: the annotation of a GenBank genome assembly